AUGUGGAUCCACCCCAUGCACUUCACCCUUCACUCCUGCGCCUUGCUACUGAUGACCUAUAAUGGAAAUUUCGAACUGGUUAAAAUUCGUAGAACAGCAUUGGACAAAGUGGCUUCUGAGGCCGAGUUCAGUGGUGUGAAAGUGAUAGUUUCAAAACGAUACGACGACAAGAUCCAGAUGGUAGUGACAGACAGCAAUGGGGGAAUAAACGCAAUCAAGCUGGCCUCGUGGUUCAAGGAUCUGAUGGACACGCAAGGCACAGCCGGCUAUGGAGUAACUAGUGUAUCAAUGCAAACGUCAGGGACCAGCGUUACUCCCAUCACAAAUACCCCUUCGGUACCUGAGAAGAGUCAGCAGCCCGGGGGUAGUACUGCGGGCGUCGCACCCACUGCACAAGCAGUCGUCCAGGGUCCGCAAAUGAGUGUUGCAGGGAUCGCUGGCAUCAUCCUGGGAACCACGGGAUUCUUUAUUGUACUUAUCAUCUGUAUGGUGUGUUUCCUCAUAUGGAAAAGGAACGCCAAUUCCCCUCUCAUGUGGUUCAAGAAAGGUGACGUAGAGCUCAGUGACGUAAAUGUCGGGCGGGGUUUUGAUAACCCUGGUUACAGCGAGCAUCACGGCGGACACAUGGGACCUAUGGUGUUCUCUGAGCUUCAGCGUCGUGAAGAGACUGAGCCGACUGAUGACGGUGGCUAUGAUAACCCACUUUAUGGGGGACCCAUUGCAGACAAACUUUAUGCCGAUCCCGCGAAAAGCGCCGAUACCACUUUCAGUUUCAGCAACCCAGUUUAUGGAGAUGAGGAUAGCACCAUCUGAAAUGAAAAAAAGCACGAAUAUCUGCAGACCAUUAAAAAUCCGGCAGCAGUAAAAAAGUGGAAUUUUUACCCUGAUUAUGACAUAUAGACAUUCUGCAGGAUCAAUGGAUUUUGAUUACAGAAAUAUUUUUGUCGUGUUGUUCUCUAUUAUGAUGUGUAGAAAAAAAGGCUCAUCAUAUAACUCUGAAAUAUAACUGUAAUAACAGUAGAAGCUAAAAGAUAAUUUAAAAAGUAAACGUUAUUUGAAUGAUUUGGAUGAAGUGAAUUUUAAGAACCCAAGCUAGCAGAAACG
Molecule: messenger RNA, 1104 nt
Organism: Lingula anatina
Lineage: Eukaryota; Metazoa; Brachiopoda; Lingulata; Lingulida; Lingulidae
Product: protein amnionless-like
Biological process (GO): receptor-mediated endocytosis; intracellular protein localization
Cellular component (GO): endocytic vesicle; apical plasma membrane
Source: RefSeq, a predicted model, not a curated record